UCAAUCAAGCAUCGAAAAGACACGCGGAUGUCUGCCUGUCUGUCUGCCUGUAAUCUUAUCUUGCAUAUCGCAACUCCUCUGCGUUCGCCGUCUGGGUUCGCGUUGAGGGACAGCAGCAGCAGUAGCAGCAGCAGCAGCAGCAGCAGUGGCAGUGGCAGUGGCAGCAGCACCAAACCACCUGCGCUUCCGCUUCCACUGCACCCGUUCGGUCUUGUCUCCUGACCAACCUCAUCAGAGGGCAGAGGGCAGGGAGCAGAGAGAAACUCAGACAGCGCGGCCACCUGCCUGAAGGGGGCUCGCCUCGUACCCCUCCUUCUCUGUCCCUGUCGAAAACCGGCUGGCUGGCUGUCUGGCUGGACCCUCGACUUCGCCCUUGUUGGUCAACCUCUUGCCAACACCAACUCAAAAGCUCAACACGGCACUCGAAGUUGGCGCAAGAGGGCCGGUCAUUGGCCACGGCACGGUAUUUCGUUCCUUUCAAAACUAUCCAUACAUACAUAACCAGUCGUACCGACUCACCCCGGCCAUGCCCGUCAUGGAUGUCGCCGGCUCCGAACCCCGCGACCACAGCCUGGAACCCCGCCACGCCCACGACGCCGCCUUUAUCGACGGCAAGCUGAGUUUCGCCUCCCACCGCGGCACCGAGUCCGUCCGCCCCGAUGAGGUCGUCUUUGUCAUCCCCUCCCGCCCAGAUGUCGACUCGGGCCCCAUCAUCUGCGCACUCAGAGAGGACUCCGAGUCGGGGGAUUUCCCCUAUCAGCUCGACAUCCUCGUCGUCGCCGGCGACUUGCCCGCUGAGCUGACUGACGGCCUCUUGCUUUCACGCUUCCCCGAGCACCUCAACCCCGAGCCGGGCAGCCGCGAGGUGCACUUUGUCGUGUCUACCAAGUCGGGCUUGGGCCAUGCGCCAAAGUUUUGGGAUGCCGUCGUCCAGCCCUUGGUCGUCCUUGCCGGUCAGAAGACGUCCCGGGGCCAGUCCUCGACACUGCCUUCCGAACCACCUGCCCUUGACGCUCGUGAGGGCAAGCUUGGGUACAAUGUCCUGGUGACCGAGGACGCAGACAGCGUCCGCAACUUUGCAAAGGAGAGGUGGGCCGCGAGACAACACGUCUCGUCCAACGGGGCCGCCUCCCCUCCCAGAUCCGAGACCAUCGUCCUUCUGAGCGGCGACGGGGGCGUCGUCGACCUCCUCAACGGAUGCGAGGAGACGCACUCGGCAACUGCCCUGCCAACCCUCGCCCUCCUGCCGUUGGGUACCGGCAAUGCCGCCUUUCACUCCCUCCACAAGCCCCUCUACACCGAGACGGGGCCCUCGCACAUGGUCCUCGGCCUCCGCACCCUCUUUUUCGGCGUCCCGGCCCCGCUACCCGCCUUCCGCGCCUCCUUCUCUCCGGGCGCACGGUUGGUCUCCUACACCGCCGACCCGGGCGCGCACGCUCCUGAGGACGUUACUCGCCACGACACGAGCAUCGACCACCUCUUUGGCGCCAUUGUCGCCAGCUAUGGCUUCCACGCGCAGCUCGUCUGGGAGAGCGACACCCCCGAGUACCGCAAGCAUGGCAGCAAGCGUUUCGGCAUGGUGGCUCAGGAGCUGCUGAAGGAGAGCCACGCCUACGCCGCCACGGUCGAGGUGCGCCGUCCGGACGGCGUUACGAAACCCGUCGAGAGGGAGACCUUCGCCUACGCCCUCGCGGCCCUCGUAUCGAACCUGGAGAAGACGUUCACCAUCUCUCCCGGCAGCGGGCCGCUGCAGGGACGGCUAAAGCUGGUGCACUUUGGUGCCGUCGGUGGGGAGAAGACGAUGGAGAUCAUGAUGGCCGCCUACAAGCAGGGGUCGCACGUCGGCAUGCGGUGGACCGACGGCGACGGUCGCGAGGAUUACCUCGGGUACGAGGACGCCGAGGAAAUUCGAGUGACGAUUGGAGAGAGCGAUCCGCGGUGGCGCAAGGUGUGCAUCGACGGCACCAUCGUCGAGAUCCCUGAGGGCGGGUGGAUGGCCAUUUCCAAGCUCGAUAGACCACUGUUCCGGGUCCUUGCUGAUCGGUCGAUAUUGUAAACGGGAAGUUUGAGUUAGAUAUUACACUAAUCUAGAUCUGGUUCGAGCGGGCAGUAAACGAAGGAUGAUAGGGAGGGAGUUGGCAAGAGAUCUCAGUGGCGAAGAACUUGACAACGUUUCCUAUAGACAACAGAUACACGACGGGUCACAUGGUUGUUCACACAUGUGGUAUUUGGAUUUGAUAGAGAUGAAGGGACCCGCUCUUAGCCUACAAAAGUCUGCCGGUGCAGUCUUCAUUCUCACAAAGUGGUAUGACACAACCCCCACGUCCACACCCGCAUUGUGUACUUUGCGUUGCAUGUUGCAUAUACACAGCACGGCGGAAAUGUAUGGUGGCAGUGCCCACCUAGAGCUCAAUGCAACCAUGAUAGACGACAACGAGAUUUAGUUUUGGGCUUGGAUCCAAAACGCCAGUGUAUCCCGAUCUAGCCUAUCCCCAAGUGUGAUCUCAAGUCAUUUGCCCUUCCCCCUUCUAACGCCUCGACAUGGGUAUGUUGUAACCCCUUUCUCUUCCCAUCUGAUUCGUGCUUAUACUGCUUUUUCUGUUGUGUUGUGUUGUGUUUUGCUGUGUUGUGUUGGUAUUGAUUUAGGUGCGCGUUCCAUGGUUGCUUGUUUUCAUGGCUGCACAGAGUGAUGGCCGCCCCCCCAACGCUGACG
Colletotrichum destructivum is the source of this 2713-nucleotide messenger RNA. RefSeq names its product Putative diacylglycerol kinase, catalytic domain, inorganic polyphosphate/ATP-NAD kinase. The transcript is spliced from 2 exons. Gene Ontology annotation, molecular function: lipid kinase activity. The record is from RefSeq and is a predicted model, not a curated record. Gene Ontology annotation, biological process: phosphorylation; sphingosine biosynthetic process. Gene Ontology annotation, cellular component: membrane; cytoplasm; intracellular membrane-bounded organelle. Lineage: Eukaryota; Fungi; Ascomycota; Sordariomycetes; Glomerellales; Glomerellaceae. The coding region runs from base 527 to 2056 and encodes 509 amino acids.